Stylonychia lemnae is the source of this 309-nucleotide messenger RNA. The record is from the annotation of a GenBank genome assembly. NCBI's taxonomy places the organism in Eukaryota, Ciliophora, Spirotrichea, Sporadotrichida, Oxytrichidae.
AUGUUCAAAGACUGCAAAUAUAAGUAAAAGCACAUCUCACUUGUGGGAUCAAAUUAAAAGAACCUUAAAAGUGAUCACAAACAAGAGAUUGAGCCAUAUAUUCACUCGCUUUAGAUCGUUGAAAAUAGUAAAGUAAGUCAUGAUAGUGAUAAUUAAGCUAAAAAAUCUACAUCAGGAAAUUAGAACAUUGAGAAUGAUUUAUAAAAUUAAAAUACUAAAAAGCGUCAAAAGUAAAAUCAAUAAAUAAAGAGAAAAAGAAGACUAAGAGAGCUAAAAACAAUUUAUAACAAAACUUAGUUCGAAAAUUGA